Messenger RNA from Rhodofomes roseus, 1986 nucleotides. RefSeq names its product P-loop containing nucleoside triphosphate hydrolase protein. The transcript has 3 exons. Gene Ontology annotation, molecular function: DNA replication origin binding; ATP hydrolysis activity. The coding region runs from base 1 to 1986 and encodes 661 amino acids. Gene Ontology annotation, cellular component: nucleus. NCBI's taxonomy places the organism in Eukaryota, Fungi, Basidiomycota, Agaricomycetes, Polyporales, Fomitopsidaceae. Gene Ontology annotation, biological process: mitotic DNA replication checkpoint signaling. The record is from RefSeq and is a predicted model, not a curated record.
AUGCCGGCCACGCUUCGUUCGACGCGUAGCACUGUUCUCGGUAAACGUACACAUCAAGAAAGUUCCAGCGACUCAAAUAUCGGUACCGGCUCUGUUUGCGAUGAAGGCUUUUCCUUCCCGACCCCCGACCCUAGCCCCGACCCAAAGAGGCCGAGGACAACGACGUCCUUCGUCGACGGCGACGGAAACAAGGAAAACAUUCCGCCGGUUGUUUUCACCGUUCUGAACCGCACCCCGUCUUCGCGUCGCGUGCGCCGAUCCAGCACGGAAGGAUCAGUCUCCCCGCGUCGCACGCCACGACGAACCGCAUCCUCAAACGACCUGACAGCGUCGCCUCGGACGCCAUCAACCUCGUUUAACCACCUUUCUUUGUCGACUCCGCCACCAUCACCACCGUCGGCUCUCCUCCCUUUGCAUGUACGCGUUCGCGCCUUGUUGCGCGCAACAUCUAACGGUGUCGCGGGGAUGACGGGGCGGACCGCGGAACGUGCCUUAAUUCAGCACUUCCUGACCGCAUUCUUCACUGCGGUCGAGGAGCAUACUGCUCUCUACAUCUCGGGCUCUCCGGGCACCGGGAAGACGGCCCUUGUCAACGACGUCUUGCGCGCCUGUCGCACAGAGAUGGAAACGAGCGAUGUUAAGGCCAUUGUACUCAAUUGCAUGACCCUCAAGGGGGUCGAUGCAAUCUGGGAGGGCCUUGCAGAGGCCCUCGACGAAGGAUCGAACGCUCGUCGCCUUCGCAAGGCAAAGGAGUCUCCUGCUCAACGUGUUCAGCGUUUGCUAUCGACCGGGAAGUUCAAGUCUGUUGUCGUCCUCGACGAGCUUGAUCAUGCUGUGUCGGAUGACCAGUCCCUUCUAUCUCUGUUCACCUUCGCUGAGACGCUCAGUGAACAUCUUCGCGUCAUCGGCAUUGCGAACACCCACACCCUGACAUCCUCAACAACGACCGCAUCCCUGCAGUCUGUCAAGUCCGUGAAGACAACGCACUUCACUGCGUAUGCUCCUCAACAUUUGCUGGAGAUUCUCACGUCUCGUUUGGCGCCUCUCUAUGACGACGUGGAUUGCGCGGAGCAUAUUAAGCAGUUCCUCCCUGCUACAUCCUUGACGCUGUUGACGAAGAAGAUUGCAUCCCAAACGGGAGAUGUUCGUGCGGUUUUCGAGGUCCUGCGCCGCGCCAUCGACUUGGCCCUUGUUGAUGUCAAGUCUGAUGAUCCCUUGUCUGCGCCGAACCCCGUUGUGACGCCAGCCAACGUCCUUGCGGCAUUGAAGGCCCAACCCUCGGCGAAUGUGGCCUCGACGCCGUCUGUAUCUGGUGCUUCCGCGGGUGGCAGCGAGCUCGUCGCGAAGGUCCGCGGGUUAGGUCUCCACCAACGAUUGGUGGUAUUGGCCACGCUGCUUGCCCGCAAACGGGUUGAAGCUAGUCUCCCGCUUUCUGGGACUAUCGUAGCCGCUUCGCCAACGAAGACGCCUCGCUCUCCAGUGAAGCGGGCCCAAUCUUCAUCAGCCGCAGCAUCCGCUGCAAAUGGCCCUCUGGAUGUUGCUCAGCUCCAUGCGUUCUAUUCGGCGAUCCUUUCCCGCGGCGACUCAGCCAUCUUCAAACCGGUUUCGCGAAGCGAGUUCACCGACCUCCUGGGCUUGCUCGAGACCGUUGGGCUCGCGACGCUCUCAUCGGGACGUGGCAACAUGCCUGGUACUCCCUCGAAAACGGGCCGCAAGGGCUUCAGCCGUUCGGCGUCCUUCACGACCGGUUCCAACAAGGGUGUCACCCAGGAGGUUUGCUUCGCUGCGGAUAUCCGUCUUGACGAAGUGUCGCGCGGUCUCGGCAUCGCGCUCGCCGGUGCGGAGGCUGAGCCUCCAUCGGACGCGCGUGAGGAGGAGGUCCGCACCAUCUGGGAGCGCGAGCUUGUACGCAUCGCUCGGGAGGUGAAGGCGUCGGCUCGCGGGUCGGCCGUAACGGACGUGUUCGAGGGUGCCUUGGAGGCAUAA